AUGUCAAUCCUGAAAUAUUCCAUCUGUCCAAUUAGUUUAGUUUCAUGCUUGGCCAUUCUUCACUUGCUCUCCAGUUCUGGAGUCAAUGCUGCUUCUGAUCAAAUGCAUGCAGCAUCAACUGCUGGAAGUGAAGGGAAAGCUCUUUUAACAUGGAAAGCCAGUCUUGACAAUUAUAGCCAAUCUAAGUUGUCAUCCUGGUCAUCUUCUGCAAAUCCUUGCAGUACCUGGUAUGGAGUUCGAUGUAACAAAGCUGGACGAGUAUCGGUGAUUAACAUCACUAGUUUUGGCAUCAAAGGUACACUUGAUCAUCUCAAUUUCUCGUCUCUGCCCCAUCUAACUACAAUUGAGCUUUCUCAAAAUGCACUCCAUGGGACCAUACCAUCCAACAUUGGGAACCUUUCUAGACUAACCUAUCUUUCCUUCUGGUUAAAUCAAUUGUCUGGUGCUAUUCCUAUUGAAAUCGGCCAACUAACCAAUCUUAGGUUCUUGUACCUUUACAAUAACUCAUUCAAUGGGUCCAUCCCAAAAGAAGUUAUGUCUCUAAAGUCUCUUGUUCAUCUCAUUUUGCAAGGAAAUGAGUUCACUGGAUCAAUCCCUACUUCUAUUGGCAAUCUGACCGACCUAUCUGUGAUGGCCCUAGGAACCAACAAAUUUUCAGGAUUCAUUCCGGAAGAGAUUGGGAAACUGAGAUCUCUUACUCAACUCUCUUUAUCUGACAACACCCUCACAGGUCCAAUUCCCCUGUCUAUUGGAAACUUAAGUGACCUGACCCUGCUGUAUCUUUUCCGAAAUUAUCUUUCUGGACCUAUUCCCAAAGAAAUUGGAAACUUGACUAAACUAAAUGAAUUAAAUCUUCGUGGGAACCAGCUAUCAGGUCCCAUUCCAGAAGAGAUUGGGAAACUCAGGUUUCUUGUUCAAUGCUCUCUUGGGGCGAAUUUGCUUAUGGGUUCCAUCCCGCAGUCUAUUGGAAACUUAGGUAACCUGACUUUCCUGUCUCUUUACGGUAAUUUUCUUUCCGGCCCCCUCCCGGAAGAAAUUGGGAACCUUUUAUCCCUUGAAGAUGUUGUACUUUCUUAUAACAAUCUCACCGGUGAGAUUCCCAAUUCAAUUGGUAAUUUGAAGAUGUUAACUUCUAUAAACAUUUUUGAAAACAAGCUUACCGGGCAUAUUCCUUCCUCCAUUGGAAAUUUGACCAAUCUCAUUCACUUUGAACUUUCUCUAAACAACUUAUACGGAACUAUCCCUCCCGAAUUGGGAACAUUGAAGUUACUAGCUUAUGUUAGUAUUUUCCAAACCCAGCUAAGUGGUGUUCUUCCAGAUGGAUUCAACAAUCUUACACAUUUAGAUAAACUACUGCUGAACCAAAACUAUCUUAGCGGUUAUUUACCCCAAAAUAUUUGCAUUGGUAGCUCACUGACGAGGUUCAUUGUAUUGGGAAAUAACUUUGUCGGUGCUAUACCAAGGAGCUUGAAAAACUGUUCUAGUUUACAAGUUAUCGAUGUUGCUUACAACCAACUGUCAGGAAAUAUCUCUGAAGAAAUUGGCCUCUAUCCAUAUGCAGAUUAUAUUAAAUUAAACAAUAACAAAUUUUAUGGUCAGUUGCCUUGGAAUUGGAGCGGCUAUCUGACCUUGACAGAGUUGAGGAUCUCGAACAAUAAUCUUUCCGGCAGAAUACCAGCUGGGCUUGGAGAGAAGUUUGGGGAAGUUGACUUUGUUGCUUGA
This is a messenger RNA of Coffea eugenioides, 1722 nucleotides long. RefSeq names its product probable leucine-rich repeat receptor-like protein kinase At1g35710. The record is from RefSeq and is a predicted model, not a curated record. The coding region runs from base 1 to 1722 and encodes 573 amino acids. Gene Ontology annotation, biological process: hormone-mediated signaling pathway. The transcript has 2 exons. Gene Ontology annotation, cellular component: plasma membrane. Gene Ontology annotation, molecular function: protein binding. Lineage: Eukaryota; Viridiplantae; Streptophyta; Magnoliopsida; Gentianales; Rubiaceae.